Moneuplotes crassus is the source of this 639-nucleotide messenger RNA. NCBI's taxonomy places the organism in Eukaryota, Ciliophora, Spirotrichea, Euplotida, Euplotidae. The record is from the annotation of a GenBank genome assembly.
UGCUAUUUAAACUCUCGCUUAGUUAGGUUAUUAAAUUAAAUAUGGGCAAGACUGAAUUAUUAAGUGAUAAGUUUGGACAAUCUAUGGAGGGAAUUUUGAGGAGUUUUAGUACGAUUAAAAUGAUAACUAAGGAUGAAGAGACUAUUGAAGUUGAUAGGGAGAGCUAUUUUGUACAGAUGAGUGCCUUUAUAGCCUCCAUAUGUGAUGAUGAUGAUUUUGAAGCAGAAGAUGUACAGCUUACGGAGAUUACUUCAGAAAUUUUAAAAUUGGCAUUAGAGUUCUGACUAAAUGGUCCAAGAGAACUUCUUACUAAACCUAUUCUCUCUGAUAGAUAUAUGGAAGAAGUACGGGAAUGAGAAAUUAAAUUUUUCGAAGAAUUAGAGUUUGAAACAGUCCAAGAAUUGCUCAUUGCCUCAACUUUCUUAGAUAAUGAGACUCUCACUGAUGCUUGUGGAUCAUAUAUAGCUUACACAUUAAAGAAGACACCUGUAGAGACUCUUGAGAACACAUAUAAUAUUUCUACCAUCCUUAGUCAUUCUGAGGCCUUCGAGCUAAUGGACAAAUACAAGUAUCUGAUUCAAAAAGACCCAAGCAGUUAUUUAGAAGCUAUCCAGAAUUAAUCCUUAACAAUUCCAUUCA